UUGCAUUGGAUGCCAUGCACCACACACAUAUACAUUAAAAAUCUAAAGAUUAUUAUUGUGACAUCAUAAUGAUGAGGUGUUUUACUCUCUUGUUGCUUCUUCUUCUUCUUGUUGAUACUCCAUCUUCCACUUGUUCAACGGUGUUGCCACUAUGCAACCACCAUGACAACUCAAACCUGCUCCAAUUCAAGAACUCAUUUUCCAUCAAACCUUCAUUGUACGCUGAUUGGGAGUGCUCCUCUUCUUAUUCCAACAGCAACAAGACAGCGUCGUGGAACAAUGGUACGGAUUGUUGCGAGUGGGAUGGUGUCACGUGCGAUACCACAUCAGGUCACGUGAUUGGGCUUGACCUGAGUUGCAGCAUGCUUCAAGGCCAGUUUCAUCCCAACAGCACACUCUUCCAUCUGACGCAUCUUCAACAACUCAACCUUGCCUUCAAUAACUUCUCCAACUCUCGAAUAUAUCCUGGAAUUGGUAAUCUUGUGAGUCUCACCCAUCUCAAUCUAUCAUCCUCAUCAUUUGGCAGUCAUAUUCCGUCCACAAUCUCACACUUGUCUAAAUUACUCUCACUUGAUCUCUCGUAUAAUGAUGAACUGACACUUGAUGAAUCCACAUGGAGCAGAUUCAUUGGUAACACCACUAACUUGAAAGAGCUACUUCUAGAUGAGGUAGACAUGUCUUCUAUCAGAGAAACUUCAUUGUCUUUGUUGAUGAAUUUGUCAUCCUCUUUGUUGAUUCUGAGUCUUGAUGACACUGGAUUGCAUGGAAAAUUUCCAACUCGUAUACUUGGUUUAACUAAUCUUGAAGAACUAAGUUUGUUUGGCAAUGAAGAACUGAAGGUUGAACUUCCAAAGUCCAAUUGGAGCACUCCUCUAAGGAUCUUGGACCUCUCUUGGACAGCUUUCUCGGGAGAAAUACCUGAUUCCAUUUCCCAUUUGAAGUCUCUUAACCAACUAUGGCUAGAGUCUUGCCAAUUUGAUGGAUUAAUUCCUGUGUCUUUGUGGAACCUCACUCAACUAACAGACUUGGGCCUUUCAGAUAAUAAACUUCAUGGUGAGAUUCCAUCUUUGCUUUCAAACCUCAAACAUCUCACCUACUUAGAUCUUAAUGAUAAUGCGUUCAGAGGUCACAUCCCAGAUGUGUUCGACAACUUCACUAAAUUGGAUUAUUUGGAUCUUUCUUCUAACAGUCUAGGAGGCCAACUGCCAUCAUCAUUAUUUGAUCUAACUCAACUUUCUUACUUAGAUAUGUCUUCUAAUCAACUAAUCGGCCCAAUUCCAAGCAAACAUGCCACACUUUCAAAACUAGAAACACUAGAUUUGGGUAAUAACUCUAUAAAUGGGACAAUUCCAGACUGGUGCUAUUCUUUAUCUUCGUUGACAAUGCUAGAUCUUAGCAUGAACCAACUCACAGGGCCAAUUAGCAAAUUCUCCACUUAUUCAUUGGAAUAUUUAUCUCUCUCUGAUAACAAAUUUCAAGGUGAUUUUCCAAAUUCGAUCUUUGAAUUUCUAAAAAAUCUCACUGAUUUGAAUAUGUCAUCAAAUGACUUGAGUGGUCUUGUGGACUUUUUUCAUUUUUCAAAAUUGAAAAAUUUAAAAUUUCUUGAUUUUUCUAACAAUAAAUUUCUUUCUGUUGAUAUUAAUAGCAGUGUCGACUAUGUCUUACCCAAACUUAAAAGAUUAUUGUUCUCUUCUUGUAAUAUUACUGUCUUUCCUCCAUUCCUAACAAAACCACAAAAGCUAAGAAGUUUAGAUCUUUCUAACAAUAAAAUCUAUGGAAAGAUUCCCAAUUGGUUCAAUGAUAACCUCUUGCACACAUGGAAGAGCAUGUACUAUAUUGAUCUCAGUUUUAACAAUCUGCAAGGAGAUCUUCCGAUUCCGCCAUAUGGCAUUCAAACGUUUUCAGUCUCAAACAACAAUUUUACUGGACACAUUCCUUCAACAUUUUUCAAUAAUGCAAGUUCCCUCAAUACACUCAUCUUGUCUCACAACCACUUGUCUGGCACCAUUCCUUCAAUGUUUUGCAAUGUAACCUUCCCCCAUGCACUCAUCUUGUCUCACAACCACUUGUCUGGCGUGAUUCCACAAUGCUUGGGAGCGUUUCCUGAUCUCAUGAUUUUGGAUCUUCAAGUGAACAACCUUCAUGGAAACAUACCUACAAAUUUUUCUCAAGACAACAAAUUUCAAACAAUAAAGUUGAACAACAACCAACUGGAGGGUUCGUUACCAAGGUCUUUGUCUAACUGCACAUGGUUGGAAGUUUUGGAUCUUGCAGAGAAUAACAUAGAGGAUGUGUUUCCUAGUUGGCUAGAAGGUCUUCAGGAGUUACAAGUACUCAGUUUAAGAGCAAAUAAGUUUCAUGGUAUCAUCACUAGUUUCGGUGCCAAACAUCCAUUCCCAAAGUUGAGAAUAUUUGAUGUUUCCAACAACAAAUUCAGCGGCCCUUUGCCAACCUCGUUCUUUGAGAAUUUUCAAGGAAUGAAGGAUCUGAGUAAUAGUACUCACCAUCCUCGUGGUUUGUCAUACAUGGAUAGCAGGUUCGGUAGGUUGUACAAUGAUUCUGUAGUGGUUAGUAUCAAAGGUCAGUUCACAGAGCUAGUGAGAAUAUUAACCACUUUUACAACUAUAGACUUGUCAAAUAACAUGUUUGAAGGAGAAAUCCCACAUGUCAUUGGAGAAUUAAGUUCUCUCAUAGGGCUUAACCUUUCUCACAAUAAAAUCAGUGGUAUGAUUCCAAUAACACUGGGAAAUUUGACAAGUUUGGAAUGGUUAGACCUCUCAUGGAACCAACUGAAAGGUGAGAUUCCUAUGGCUUUGACCAAUUUGAAUUUCCUGGCUGUCUUGAACCUUUCUGAAAACCAGUUGAAGGGAAUGAUACCAACAGGAGAACAGUUCAAUACAUUUCAAAAUGAUUCCUACAGAGAAAACCCAAUGCUUUGUGGAUUCCCUUUGUCAAAAUCAUGCAGCAAUGAAGAAGAACAACCACCUUCAGUGUUUCCUGAGGCAAAAGAAUCAUUAUUUGGGUGGAAGUCAGUAGCAGUGGGAUAUGCAUGUGGAGUGGUAUUUGGGAUGUUCCUUGGAAGGUUGUUUAUCAAAACUGCAAAACCCUUAUGGCUUGCCAGACUUCUUUGUGGUUAUACUUAACAAAGCAAGCUCAGGAGAGGCCAUGUAAACUGUAGGAGACUACUGUUGUUAGCUUCAUGUGUUUUGCUUUUUUCUUUUAAUAUUUUUCUGUAAUGAUGUUAGUUUCUCUGUUGGUGGAAUAAAAUAUGUAAUUUCUAUUAAUUAAUGGACCAUGGAUGGGUCAUGUAUUAUCUUUCAUGUGUAUAUUCUUUAUAAAAUGGAUCAUGUAUAUUGUCAGCUUAA
This is a messenger RNA of Arachis stenosperma, 3365 nucleotides long. RefSeq names its product receptor-like protein 35. The coding region runs from base 69 to 3143 and encodes 1024 amino acids. The transcript has a single exon. Gene Ontology annotation, molecular function: protein binding. The record is from RefSeq and is a predicted model, not a curated record. Lineage: Eukaryota; Viridiplantae; Streptophyta; Magnoliopsida; Fabales; Fabaceae.